CAUGCCCAAACGCAACACUUAUCCAAACCUCCUUUUUCCUUUACCGCCGACGACCGGAAGCAGUGACAAUCUAGCUGCUAGACCUUCAGGAAGACCUCUUUGAUAUCUUUCGCAUCUUUGCAUUUAUCAUCUACAGCCCCCUCCUUUAAAGAAAACAUUUAACAAAGAUGUCGUGGCAAGCUUAUGUUGACACCAGCCUGGUCGGCACUGGCCACAUUGACAAGGGAGCUAUCAUCAGCAUCGCCGGCGACAGCGCUUGGGCUACUAGCGCCGGCUUCACGAUCAGCGCCGCGGAGAUGAAGAACAUCGCGAGUAUCGUGAGCGGCGACCAGGCUGCCGUCGACAAGGCAUUCGCUGAGGGUCUGCACGUUGCCGGCGAGCGGUUCGUGCUCACAAAGAACGAUGAGGGCAGCGUCUACGCCCGCAAGGGUCGUGAGGGUAUCUGCAUCUCCAAGUCGAAGCAGGCCAUCCUGGUUGGACACCAUGGCGAGGCCGGCGUCGCAGGAAACGCAACACAGACUGUCGAGUCGCUGAAGGAUUACCUGGUCGGCCAGGGUUACUAAGCGCAAGCCGGCGAUGGCGGGUCGGAGUUCAAGGUCGAAACUUGUGGUGAUGAAAAGGCACCGAUUGGGAAGUGGUGCGUGGGCCACAUACCUGGCUGUGGCUGUGCGGUUUUGCGUUGAUUCUGUUGCGUUGAGUCUAUAGAGCAAGCCUGAAUCUUAGGAAACAUCCAUUUUGA
Messenger RNA from Cryphonectria parasitica EP155, 739 nucleotides. RefSeq names its product Profilin/allergen. The transcript has 5 exons. The coding region runs from base 168 to 563 and encodes 131 amino acids. The record is from RefSeq and is a predicted model, not a curated record. Gene Ontology annotation, molecular function: actin monomer binding. Lineage: Eukaryota; Fungi; Ascomycota; Sordariomycetes; Diaporthales; Cryphonectriaceae. Gene Ontology annotation, cellular component: cell cortex.